Molecule: messenger RNA, 5605 nt
Organism: Menidia menidia (Atlantic silverside)
Lineage: Eukaryota; Metazoa; Chordata; Actinopteri; Atheriniformes; Atherinopsidae
Source: the annotation of a GenBank genome assembly
AGAAACCACGUGACACGCAGCGCCGCCUGUCAGGGGCUUUGCAGCAGUGGGACGAAUGACGGCCGACUCAGAGGAAGUUACUUGGAGCAGCUGUGCUAGUAUGUAACCUUACACCAGUGGGCAAAAAUAUUCGCUGUUCAUUAAAGGCAGCAGCAUUCAUGGAUAUUGUGGACACCUUUAAUCAUUUAACACCAAGUGACCAGUUGGAUGAUUCACCAAUAAUAAGUCAGAAUUUGGAAUGUGAAGCCAAUAAUGAAUGUGGAACAGGACUCGGAUUGGAAGAUUCACUGAAGAACAUGCUGAGCGACAAAGAUCCUAUGUUUGGAUGUGCAAGCACUCUGCUGGACAAUGAAGACCCCGCUUUUCAGAUUGCUGGUUCGGCAAGUCCAGACAGUGGUGCUGCGCAAGUAGACCUCUCCAAUGAACCGAAAACUACAGAGAGCUCACAGGAUAAGCGACUCCUUGGAAAGCAGAAGAAACCUCCUGGCAGUUUAGAAUACCGUCAGUACAUGAUAAACAUUCUGGUGACCAACGGCCCAACAUGUCUACCAACCGUUCAAUCCGAGGACGGCCAGGGAGGAGACCGGCUAACAGGCUAAGCAGGUCAUUUCUUAUUGACAAAGGUGUUAAAGGUGCCCAACUGAAGAAAGAACUGAUUCAGGGUGGGCGCAUUAACAUUAGUGAUCUUGAUGGUGGAGUUUGGCUGAACCCUGCUGUUGUACUGAGACGACUGACUGUAAAUAUUGGAGGAUUUAAGAUUGAGUUGCUUCCAGGACCUUCUUACACUCAGAGUGUUGAUACAAGCCAGUCGGAAUGCUUGGACACCAAUUUUUCCGAUGGUGGUGACAUCGGUGUGGCCAUCUUGCCAGAUGAUGCUGUCAGAGCAGAAAGUCUGAUACCAAGCAAGGUUACAGAGAUGGAAGUAACUGAGAGGAGCUCUGCUGAUGAGGCAGUCAUUGGGCUGGGCCCAUAUGUGAACCCUAAUGACGUGCAGACUUCUAAUGGGACUAUAAUGGAAACCCAAAAACAACAAAACCCAGCCAGUAAGGGAAAAGAUGAUGUCAAACAUCCUCAAAGCAGUGAGGAUACUUCAGCUACUAUUAGUGAUAAAACUGAUGGCAAAGACAAGCAUCAAACCCCUGCCAAAACAACUCUGAAGUCUAAACAAGGUGUGAUGUUGAACAAGAGCAAGGACUUGGUUUUAUCUAAACCAACCAACACGAUUAAGGAUAAAGUAUCCCAAAACAAGCCAUCCAAAGUUAUCCACAGAGGCGACUUGCACAAAAUGAAAUCUGUAAAGGAUAAACAAGAUGUUUCACCUGUAAAAAGGCCUGCAGAAAACAUUCAAAGUGAGCAUACUACUAAAGUACAAAAAGUGCAUGUUGCAGGGGACGUUAAAGUGAAGCCAAAAUCACCGAGUGCACCAAGCUCUGCAGCAAAGAGAGUUCCGUCUCCUGGCAACCGUGCUUGUGAUCAGCAGGGACAAACCAGGCAAAAUAAUCCUCAUCACAGCUCUAAAGUUGAACCUGCUCACCAGGCCCACAGUCACGCUAGUAAUUCUGUAAAGGUCCCUCAUGAGGGAGGGCAGGAAAAGUUCAAACUGAAAAAAACAGAAAAGAUUCUUCAAAAACAGAAGAGUAAAAAUACACGAAGCAUCUCUGUGGACGAGCCGCAGCUCUUUGUUCCAGAUAAUGCUCCCACUGUCAAGAAAGAAACUGCCGAGGAGCAGCCUGCCAAUAACGAGAGCGUAUGGGACGGAAACAACUGUUGUGGCCUCUGCAAAAAGCACCACAAUAACAUGUUCAUGGUAGGAUGUGGUCGCUGUGACGACUGGUUCCAUGGUGACUGUGUUGGUCUCGAUUUGGCUAAAGUACAUGAAAUGGAGGAAGAGGACCAGAUGUACGUAUGCUUAAAAUGUUGCGAAGAGGAGAGCAAGAAGGUGGAGCCUGAGCCCCCGGCCACUGUCAAGCCAGAAGUUCAUGAAAAGACUGAAGUCCAGGAUCAUAAGCUGCCAUCCAAACACCGUCCAGGAUCCUCCCAGAGUCUCACCUCAGGUGGGGUCAGACCAGUAAGAAAGGAUGCAGAAACAAGGCUAUCCUCAGAUGUCAAAGAACAAGGCCAUAGAACAGGUAUUUUUACGAAGCACGAGGCAAAAAGUAAGGCUCUGUCUUUGGCUUCAAAGAAGCCUGUGUCUGUGGAGGCAAUCAGACGAAAUGUGCGUGAUUCUCUGAAAGAAAUCCUCAUACAGAGGCUGAAGGAUUCAGAUUUGAACAUUUCGGUGGAGAGGGCCUCUGAACUUGCCAAGAAGACUGAGAGGGAGCUGUUUCAUCUAUAUAAAGACACUGACAACAAAUACAAGAACAAAUACAGAAGUUUAAUGUUCAACCUUAAAGACACAAAAAAUAAUGUGCUCUUUAAAAGAGUUCUUAAUGGUGAGAUUUCUCCCAGUAAUCUAAUUCGCAUGAGUCCCGAGGAGCUGGCUUCCAAAGAGUUGGCUGCCUGGCGACAGAGAGAAAACAGACACACCAUCGAAAUGAUUGAAAAAGAGCAGAGAGAGGCAGAGAGAAGACCAAUCACCAAGAUCACACACAAAGGUGAAAUAGAGAUUGAGAGCCAGGAACCAGCGAAAGCUCCAGAGCCCACAGAACCCGAGUCUCCUCCUAAAGUGACUGAAGUUUUAGCAGAACCUGCAAAGGGCCCAGAGAAGAAAGCAGAGAAUAUCAAAAUAGAGGAGGACACUACAGGCCAGCACAAGUCUCAUCUGUUCGACCUGCACUGCAAAAUCUGCACCGGUCGCAUGGCACCCCCGGUGGAAGAAGCACAAACCAAAGUGAUGAAAGUUGCCACCACCGUGGUUCGGAGGCAGUCUGCCAAAGCAGAGGACACAAAGAGCAGAACGCCUGCAAUGGACGAUGACCUGCACCUCACCGUGUUGGAGGAGAGCUUCCGCAGUGCCCAGUCCGGCUUAGAAGCACGGACGGAUCACGCCUCUGGGAGAGACGAAGAAGCCCUUUUCCUCUCCAACAUAAAACCCCUGUGGCGCGGAUUCAUUCACAUGCACGCCGUGGCAAAGCUAGUCACAAAAGCUUUCCCUGUUUCCGGCAUUUUGGACAACUUGACUGUGGACCUUCCAGACAGCAUCCAGGUUGGUGGGAGAAUUAGUCCUCAGACUGUGUGGGACUACUUGGAAAAGAUUCGGGCAACUGGAACAAAAGAGGUGUGCCUGGUUCGCUUCUCCCCCGAGACAGAAGAGGAUGAGAUCUCCUAUACUCUUCUUUAUGCCUACUUCAGCAGUCGUAGGCGUUUUGGGGUGGUGUCCAACAACUUAAAACAAGUAAAGGACAUGUAUCUCAUUCCUUUGGGUUCCACGGAAAAAGUUCCCCAUCAGCUAGUUCCCUUUGAUGGGCCAGGUUUAGAAAACAACCGUGCCAAUCUUCUCCUUGGACUCAUUAUUCGUCAGAGACCAAAAAGGGACUUUCUUCCCGUGGACAUGAACGAAUCUGCGAGGAUUGUUCCUGAAAUCAAGCCAGUCACCGUUUCCACAAAAGUUACCACGUCCACCGAGGAGGAUGAGAAAUUGUUCCUGUCUACUCUGACACCCCAGCACAAAAAGGAGACGAACAAAGUAGCUGACACGAGGGAGGAGCCCGCUGCAGAGCCCUUUGAAGAAGCUCCAGCAGCAGAGGAGCCCAGCGGUCAGGAACAAAAACCACUUCGCUUUCUUCCAGGAGUGUUGGUGGGCUGGGGAGGAGAAAUUCCACCUCUGCCAGAUUUUGUAGACAAACCUGCAACAACAGGACACUCCACUCCAAAGAGCCCGCCCGUUCCCAAACCAGAGGCAACUACCGGGAGCUCAAAAGUCCCAGCAGCUGCUUCUGCCCCUCGUUUUAUCAUCAAGAAAAAAGAAGCAAAACCUGCUAAAGCCGAACCGGAGCCAUCCGGCCCGGCUGAUGCCUCUGCCUCUAAAGAGUCGCCGGUAAAAAAGGCCGCAGAUGUAACGGUCCAUCAUGCAUCAGUCACCCUCAAAGAUAAGCCGCCAGAUGUGUCGACGGAGGCAUUCCUGGCAAGCCUGUCAGCAGCAUCAAGUGGCACUGAAACGGCAAACAAAAGCUCCGCUGGCCUUUUGUCUGAAACUGAAAAAGGAGAAUCUGAAGGGAAUUCUUUGUUGCAGCCAGAAUCCCAGGCUGCUUCAGAUCACACAAAUAGCUCAAAAGCUCCUUUAAGUGGAAUCCUAAAAAAAUCGUCAGCAUAUUCCUCUGCGAAUGAAGAUAAAACAAUUGUGCUACAGAAGGAUAAAGCCAGCCUCCCAAACUCGUCAGGUACUAAACCAGUUCCUGUGUCGGGCAGCGCCAGGAAGGAUCCAGUGUUACCUUUUCACCAAGGAUAUUUACAGCUAUCUCAGGCAAGGCACAAGCUCGAAGAACAAAGCCAAACUGCUUCUCAGUCAUUUCACAGUAAAAAGAAUGAUCCUGGAGCUACGUUAACUCAGACCCCUCCUCCUCCUGCUCAAGCUCCAGAAACCACACUUGUGUGCAACACAGAGGCCUCAGAGUCCCGGCCUGCGUCUGUGAAGGCACCAGCUGUCCCAGCCACCAGCAGUGCAGCCGCCUUUCCCGCGGAGGAGCCCCCAGUCGCGCCGCUCCUCAACACUGUGUCCACGGCUGACACCCAAAGCCAGCACUCUAGUAUCCCCACAGCAGACGCGUCAAGCCCAGAGCCAUCCCCAGCCAGAGACUACAAACGGCCAGAAGAGCAGUACAGCGACCCGUGGGCCAGGCAGAGCAACUCGGAGGAGGGAGACCACCACGGGAGGCACAGUCACCACCGGGACUCCCACCACGGCAAAAAGAGCCGGCACUACGACCGGGAACGGGAGGAGAAGUACAGGGACAGGAGCAGGCACCACGGACACACGGACGACCGGCACGCCGAGAGGAGGAAAGAGAGGCACCACAGCGACGACCACAGCCGCCACAAGGACCGACACCGGCACAGGCGAGACUCCGACUACGAGAACGGACGACGGAGCUCAAAAGACAGCUACUCGUAAUCUUUUUCUAUUUAUUUUUUUUAAACCCUUAAGAGCAUUUGUGCUCGUCCAGACUUGCUGGUUUAUACCACUCUUACUAAAUUUUCCCCCUAACAGCGUGCAUCUGUUGGGCUGCGUCUCUGAAAGGGGGCUUUUAUGUUCUUCACUGGUCAGCCAAAAUGAGAUAUCAUUUCAGUGGAAUUAUGAAUAGCGUUUGUCAGUUUUUAUCCAGACCAUGCAAGACUCAAUGUUGGAAUAUUUUUCAAUUGAUUAACAGUUAACAGUUUUAAUGUAUAUAUCCUGUUCUAAUUGAACUGUUGUUCUGGCUUCCAGUUUUUGUGGACCAUUAGGUUAAAGUUUGAAAUGUAGCUUCAGUUUUUUACCUGAAUGUAACAGAAGAUAUUUAACUAAGGACAGGUCUAAACAGCAAUUUUGUCAGUUUUCAUUUUCUUUUAAAUCCCUCAGAUAUUUUAUAAACUUUAUGUUAAGAAAAUAUGUACAUUUGGCUUGUAAUAUACACUAAAGAUGAAGUGUGCCUUUGCACUGUUUAUGUACAGUUGAUAAUUAAACUAAUCC